UUAUUGGAAAUCUAACCAAAUGUGGAUUAUAAUUUAUUGCAACCAAAAAAAUGACAAACGAAUUAAAAUCAAAAGGUUUUGGAGAACAAAAUCAAAAUCUAAGACUAUGCCACAAAAUAUUGUUACAAUUACUACAACCACAGGUCCCCAAUUAUAGCAACAAAAAGAAUUAUCACAAUUUCCACCAAAAAAUAGCAAAAAAACAAACACAAAUAAAACAGUCACGUGGUGGGACUGAAAAACAUCCCUUCAUUAUCAUGUUAAUUACACUCAUAAUCUCGUGUUAAUUACACUCAUAAUCUCCUCUUCAUUAACUAAUCACUCAACUACUCCUACUACAAAAUUCCUUUUCCAAUUUCCCCAAAUUCUCUCUCUACAUCUCACCACCACCUCACACACUCUCUCUCUCUAGAAAUCCCCACGCUCCGGGGUAGUGUAGUAGCUGUAUCACAACUUGCGCCUGCGCUGCCUGCGGAUAGCGACAACCGAGCUAACCGACACUCCUCGCCGCAGCUGAAUCUGACGAGCGCCGGGGGCCUGCUUCCCGGUGCUGCCUCCAGAUGAGUAGAUCGCUAGCCGCCGCCGCCGUGGUCUUGCUGGCAGUGGCGCUGGUGGCCGCCGCCGCGUCGGAGGAUUCGAAGCUGGUCGAGGAGGGGGGUGUGGAGGCUGCUGCCUUCUCCAAUGCGACCGGCACUGAGCUCGGUGGGAAUGGGACCAGGCCGAAGGAGGACACGUUUGCUGAUAUGAUCGAUCGCGCGCUCGAGAAGGAAUUCACGGAGAAUGAGGAUCAUAAUGAAGUGAACGAUGCUGGUAGCUUCAACAACAGUGUGGCUGAGCAGCAGGCUGUUUUGGAAACAGUAGCUAGAGUCAAGCCAAAGAAAAAUGAAACGAAAGAAGAAAAAUCCUUUAAAUUUAAUCAAGUUUUCAAUCUGGAUAAUGACAAUGGAGCUGAAGAGACCCCUACAUUAAUCGAUAGAAAGGAUAAUGUAUUUAUCAUAUCAAAUUUCAAGUCCAAAUACCCUGUGCUGCAGCUAGACUUGAGGCUCAUAUCAGACCUGGUUGUCGUCAUUGUCUCUGCAACUUGCGGUGGAAUUGCUUUUGCUUGUGCUGGACAACCGGUGCUUACUGGAUACUUAUUAGCAGGAUCGCUUGUUGGACCUGGAGGUCUAAAUGUCAUCAGUGAAAUGGUGCAAGUUGAGACAGUGGCUCAGUUUGGUGUAAUUUUCCUUCUGUUUGCUCUGGGCCUGGAGUUCUCCACAACGAAGCUACGAGUUGUUCGUGCAGUUGCUAUUCUUGGAGGGCUACUUCAAAUUCUCUUUUUCAUGUGUCUAUGUGGAGUUAUAGCCUCGGCAUGUGGUGGCAGAGCCUCUGAGGGUGUGUUUAUUGGCGCUUUCCUGUCAAUGUCAUCUACAGCAGUGGUAGCAUACUCUAAGUUGAGCUGA
Molecule: messenger RNA, 1442 nt
Organism: Salvia hispanica
Lineage: Eukaryota; Viridiplantae; Streptophyta; Magnoliopsida; Lamiales; Lamiaceae
Source: RefSeq, a predicted model, not a curated record